AUGGAGUCACUUGCAAGAAAAUCCAUGAGUGUUUGUCCCUUUGUCAGGGCAAACUCAGCUGCUUCCCUCCGCUCAAUGGCUCAGAAUUCCUGUCUAUUAAAGAUGGCCAAGCAUUGCCCGGUGAUGGGUCCAGCUUUGAAGGCUGAGCAAAGGCUUGAGUACUCAACAAGUACGAAGCCCGCUCAGGCAAGAGCUGCUCAAGCUGCCAUUCAUGCCGAGCCAGUAGAAAAUGUUGCUCAACUUGAAGGUUUUAAAACUAAUGAAAAGCCAUUUGAUUAUGAAGCUGCAGUUUCAGAACAGCUUGAAGCUAAGAGAAAAGAUCAUUCUUAUCGUUACUUUAAUAACAUUAAUCGGUUAGCGAAAGAGUUCCCUAAGGCUCAUAGGGAACGUGAAGAUGAUAAAGUUAUGGUUUGGUGUUCUAAUGAUUAUUUAGGAAUGAGUAAGAACAAGGAGGUGUACGAAACCAUGGUUAAGACGAUGCAAAAGUAUGGUGUUGGCUCUGGUGGUACGAGGAAUAUUGCAGGUCACAAUAGACAUGCAAUUCAAUUAGAGGCCGAAUUAGCUGCUUUGCACAAAAAAGAUGGUGCGCUGGUUUUUUCUUCAUGUUUUGUGACUAAUGAUGCCGUAUUGUCUUUGUUUGGAAAAAAGUUCCCAAAUGGUGUCAUAUUCUCCGAUCAGUUAAAUCAUGCAUCGAUGAUCACCGGAAUUAAGAAUUCCAGGGCCAAGAAGCAUAUAUUCAGACACAAUGAUAUGAAACAUUUGGAGGAGCUCCUUUCCAUGUAUCCGAAGUCAACACCUAAGCUCAUUGCAUUUGAGUCGGUCUACUCAAUGUGUGGUUCUGUUUCUCCUAUUUCCGAUAUAUGUGAUCUAGCUGAAAAAUAUGGCGCAAUUACAUUUUUAGAUGAAGUUCAUGCGGUCGGUAUGUACGGUCCUCAUGGUGCAGGUGUUGCUGAACACAUGGACUUUGAUGCUCAUUUGAAGGCUGGUAUGAACCAUCCUGCUCGUAGAACAGUGAUGGAUAGAGUGGAUCUUAUAACAGGUACCUUAGGUAAAUCGUUUGGUGUUGUUGGAGGUUAUGUUGCCGGAUCAACGCAGAUGAUUGAUUGGAUUAGGUCAUUUGCUCCUGGCUUUAUUUUCACCACGUCAUUACCACCAGCAGUUAUGUCUGGUCUUGCCACUUCUGUUAGAAUUGUUCGUAGGAACCUUGAGGAUCGAGUUAAUCAACAGAAGAAUGUUCGUUACAUUAAAGCACAAUUUGCAAACUUGGGUAUUCCAGUUAUUCCAAACCCAUCGCAUAUUAUUCCACUUUUGAUUGGCAAUCCAACGGAUUGUAAGAAAGCUUCUGACAUUCUGCUUAAUCAGUAUAAGAUAUAUGUUCAAGCUAUUAACUUUCCAAGUGUCCCAAGGGGUACAGAACGUCUUAGAAUUACACCUUCCCCUCAUCAUGGAAAGGUUAUUAGUGACCAAUUGAUUGAGGCCAUAGAUGAGAUUUGGAAUACCCUGGGUUUGAAGAGAAUUUCUGAUUGGGCAUCUUUUGGUGGUAAUUGUGGUAUCGGUAGCUCCAAACAUGACUCUGAUGAGCCUUUGUGGACCGAUGAUGAGUUGAAGUUAACUAAUAACGAUUUAAACCGUAAUGUUUACGAUCCAGUUAUUAAACCGUUGGAAGUUUCAUCUGGUAUUAAGUUGUGA
Messenger RNA from Brettanomyces bruxellensis, 1689 nucleotides. RefSeq names its product mitochondrial 5-aminolevulinate synthase (gene HEM1). Gene Ontology annotation, molecular function: pyridoxal phosphate binding; 5-aminolevulinate synthase activity. The record is from RefSeq and is a predicted model, not a curated record. Gene Ontology annotation, biological process: heme biosynthetic process. Gene Ontology annotation, cellular component: mitochondrion. Bases 1 to 1689 code for a protein of 562 amino acids. NCBI's taxonomy places the organism in Eukaryota, Fungi, Ascomycota, Pichiomycetes, Pichiales, Pichiaceae. The transcript has a single exon.